CUAUUUUGAACCUUGCUAUAUAUAGAUAAUUUUGUUUUUCAUUAUCAACUUAUAAAUCAACCAUUUCGGUAGAUUUCAUUCAUAUUUACUUCACUUUCUUCUUAAAGGCAUCAUUCGUUUGAUUUUCAGCUAAAUUUACCAUUGAGAUCAUUGAGAAAUCAAGCUCUGAUCAAACAUCACAGAAUUCAUUCAAUAUCAAGUUUUAACAGUAGGUCUUUUUGAUAAAAUUCAGAUCACAGCAUUGUCAGCUAUAGGAUUGUACUAUUGGCAUUCUAAAGUCUUAUUUCGACAAAAUAGCCAAAGAUCGUUAAAGAUCAUUGCUACAUUAAUCAAUUCAUAAUCAAAUUCAAAUACCACUGUAAUGGCACUUUAUCCACUUCCCACGAAUCUCAAGUUGAUCUUUUUCUUCGAUUGCGUAUCGGCAACAUUAUGGUUCUGUUGUCUUGUUCGCUUGCUAAUCCUACUUCCACUCGUGGGUAGAAGAUUUCUCCCUGGAGGAAUUGCUGAUUUCUUUCACGUAGUGGCACUUCUUCCGCUAUUUGGAUUCUUCGUAGUGAAUUCAUUGGGCAAUAGGAAACUUUUCCUCAAAGAUGCCUGGUCUUUGGCCAAUGGUAUUCGAAUGGCAUGGAUCUGCUACGGUGUGAUCUUUGCCCAUCCUAAAAUCGCUAAGCAUACUUCGUACUCCAUACUUAUACUAUCCUACUGUUUGUCUAACUUUAUCCACUUCAGUUACCUUGCAUUUAGAACCAAAACAAGAAGUUCGCCUUGGUUACUUUUCUGGCUUCAGUAUACCCAUCAUUACAUAACUUUUCCACUCACCAUGGGUGCGGAAAUGGUGCUUAUCUUCUUAAGUCUUGCUUUUGUUGCUGAGGACCUGAUCUACGAAGUGGCACUCAAAGCUGUUCUUCUAGCGUAUGUUCCUAUUGGCUAUCUAGCUUUUAACUACUUGGGAAAACGUAGAAAGGAAAGAUAUACGCAGGUCAUGAAGAAAAGAAUCCAAGCCAGGAACUCGGCUGCCAACUCCACAGUGCCGACUGCUGCUGUAUCUACUUCUGGAGUUGCUGGUGUGACUGAGUCUCAUGAGUUGAGAGAAUUGAACUAAAUAAGCUGCACAAAAAAUUGCACCCAAAUUCAUUCAAUGAAAAUUUAUUCAAUUAUUGGCUGAGUCUCGAAUUUUUAUAGAAUCCACGGUUCGAAACUAGACCAAUGGAUCGUAUAGCUUAUAUGAUACUAAAUUGCUUUCUAGU
This is a messenger RNA of Scheffersomyces stipitis CBS 6054, 1247 nucleotides long. RefSeq lists its product as uncharacterized. The record is from RefSeq and is a predicted model, not a curated record. Lineage: Eukaryota; Fungi; Ascomycota; Pichiomycetes; Serinales; Debaryomycetaceae. The coding region runs from base 362 to 1102 and encodes 246 amino acids. The transcript has a single exon.